GAGAGAGAGAGAGAGACAUCAAAUAUCAUAAAUCUGUAACUUAAUUUCGGAUUUGAUAUGAAUAGCAAAAAAAAAACUCUGUCUUGAGAGAAUUUAAACGGGAGGUGAACUUUGGAAGGAGCAUGCUGCCAGUGUCCAACAGCCUCCUAGUGUCUGUCACAGUCCUGCUGUAGCUGCCUCCUACCAUGCUACUAUCUCUGGAUUGUCUGGACAUGAAGAUCUGCCUGCUUGUGAUCUUUCUGUUCCUACUGCUGGUGGACUUUCUGAAGCACAGAAACCCACCUGAGUUCCCUCCUGGACCAUGGCCUCUACCUUUCCUGGGAAAUAUCUUCAUUGGGUUUGGCUACCAGGACAUGGACAAGGUUGCUGAACAGUUCGGCAAUAUUUUCAGCCUUCGGUGGGGUGCGGAGAAGGUGGUGUUUGUGUCUGGGUACAAGAUGGUGAAGGAUGUUUUGAUGACUCAGGGAGAUCACUUUUUAGACCGACCUGCAUCUCCUCUCUUUAGUGAUGUUUUCAAAGACUGUGGAAUCUCUGUAAGUAAUGGAUACAGAUGGAGGAGGCAGCGGCAGUUCUCGGUGGCCCACCUAAAACACGUUGGUGAGGGGAAGAGAACCCUGGAGCUUCAUGUGCAGCAGGAGUGUAACUUCCUGUGUCAGGCCUUCCAACAGGAAAUGGGAGGGCCCUUCAACCCCCAAUUCAUAAUUAACAGUGCUGCUGCAAACAUCAUUGGAUUCUUGGUGUUUGGAAAGCGAUUUGACUACAACGCUACAGACUUCCAGAACCGUCUGCGACUGAGCCAGGAGUCCAUGCUAUUGAUAGGCAACCCUCUGGUUCAGCUGUAUGAUGUAUUUCCAUGGCUGUUCAAGCGUUUGCCUGGGCUGCGUUCUGGUCCCCAUGUGACAAUUCUUUCCAACUAUGCAAAGAUUGUGUCAUUCCUGAGAAAAGAAAUAGAGAAACAUAAGAAGGACUGGGAUCCCUUUGAUCACCGGGACUACAUUGACUCCUACAUCGGAGAAAUAGACAAGAGGAAGAGGGACAUCGAGGCUGGGUUCCACUCAGAGAACUUGGUGUACUGCAGUCUGGACUUGUUUGAGGCUGGAACAGAGACCAUGACCAACACUUUACGUUGGGCUCUGCUCUACAUGGUGAAGUACCCUGAUGUUCAGGAGAAUGUCCAGGAGGAGAUCAAAAGUGUGAUUGGCCAGUCUCGCCAGCCCUGCCUUGCUGAUAGGGUGAGCAUGCCCUACACAGACGCUGUGAUCCACGAGACACAGAGAAUGGCCAACAUACUGCCUCUCAAUAUCAGGAUGUCAAGCAAAGAUGCUACCAUGGGGGGAUAUUUCAUACCCAAGGGCACUAAAGUGAUAGUCAACCUCUCCUCAGUGUUACGUGACCAGACAGAAUGGGAGACAGCAGACCACUUCAACCCACAACAUUUCCUAGAUGUGCAUGGUCACUUCCGGAAAAGGGAGGCUUUUUUCCCAUUUUCUGCAGGAAAGAGGGCUUGUCUGGGGCAGUCGCUGGCCUGCAUGGAGCUCUUCCUCUUUUUCACCUCCCUCCUCCAGAGGUUCACCAUCUCUACAUCCCCUGGAGAGGAACCACCAAGCCUGGAGCCCCAGGGAGUGGCCAUCCAGUCCCCUAAACCCUUCACUAUCUGUGCCUCCACAUGGUGAUGGUUCACCACCAUUAUAGUUCCGUUUUGGAAAAGAGGAAUACAUUUUAUUGUCCAUUUUCCUACAGUCCAUAUGGAAAUCUAUCUUUUUGCUUUUAACCCUACCCCCUCCCAAGUCAAACACACCCCUCGAGGGGUUGGAAGCACAGUGUCAGCCAUGGUGCAGCGCCACUGGAGAAGAUUCAGGUCAAGGGCACAACGGCAGAUUGUAUGAUACACUGAAUUACUGAGCACUGUCUGCAUGCUUAACAUAAUGCAGACACAGUAUGAUAUUUACAGUGUCCCCCCUUUCGUAAAGGUCCAAUGCAGCCAUUUUUAUCUCAAUAUCAAAUCAAUUCUGGGUAACAAUUAAGUACCUUACUGUGAUUGUUUUCAAUUAAAAUGGUCAAAAAUAAACAAAAAUAGCUUCUUAGCAAAUAGCAAUUUCGCAAGCAAGAAUUUAGCUGUUAUUGGGAGAGGUUUGGAACUCUUUCUUAUUAGUCUAUUAACUAAUUUACUGAAUGGUGAUGUCACCAUGGAAAGCCAAAACUCUCUCCCACCAAAACAGGUUGAAAUUUCAGGUGGUCUUUUCAAACAGCUCUCACACUAAAAGAGCAUUAUCAGAAUUUUCACAAUAUCAUCCCAACCUAUAUAUACACUGCUCAAAAAAAUAAAGGGAACACUUAAACAACACAAUGUAACUCCAAGUCAAUCACACUUCUGUGAAAUCAAACUGUCCACUUAGGAAGCAACACUGAUUGACAAUAAAUUUCACAUGCUGUUGUGCAAAUGGAAUAGACAACAGGUGGAAAUUAUAGGCAAUUAGCAAGACACCCCCAAUAAAGGAGUGGUUCUGCAGGUGAUAACCACAGACCACUUACUUCUCAGUUCCUAUGCUUCCUGGCUGAUGUUUUGGUCACUUUUGAAUGCUGGCGGUGCUUUCACUCUAGUGGUAGCAUGAGACGGAGUCUGCAACCCACACAAGUGGCUCAGGUAGUGCAGCUCAUCCAGGAUGGCACAUCAAUGCGAGCUGUGGCAAGAAGGUUUGCUGUGUCUGUCAGCGUAGUGUCCAGAGCAUGGAGGCGCUACCAGGAGACAGGCCAGUACAUCAGGAGACGUGGAGGAGGCCGUAGGAGGGAAACAACCCAGCAGCAGAACUGCUACCUACGCAUUUGUGCAAGGAGGAGCAGGAGGAGCACUGCCAGAGCCCUGCAAAAUGACCUCCAGCAGACCACAAAUGUGCAUGUGUCUGCUCAAACGGUCAGAAACAGACUCCGUGAGGGUGGUAUGAGGGCCCGACGUCCACGGGUGGGGGUUGUGCUUACAGCCCAACACCGUGCAGGACGUUUGGCAUUUGCCAGAGAACACCAAGAUUGGUAAAUUCGCCACUGGCGCCCUGUGCUCUUCACAGAUGAAAGCAGGUUCACACUGAGCACGUGACAGAUGUGACAGUCUGGAGACGCAGUGGAGAACGUUCUGCUGCCUGCAACAUCCUCCAGCAUGACCGGUUUGGCGGUGGGUCAGUCAUGGUGUGGGGUGGCAUUUCUUUGGGGGGCCGCACAGCCCUCCCUGUGCUUGCCAGAGGUAGCCUGACUGCCAUCAGGUACCGAUAAUAGAUCCUCAGACCCCUUGUGAGACCAUAUGCUGGUGCGGUUGGCCCUGGGUUCCUCCUAAUGCAAGACAAUGCUAGACCUCAUGUGGCUGGAGUGUGUCAGCAGUUCCUGCAAGAGGAAGGCAUUGAUGCUAUGGACAGGCCCGCCCAUUCCCCAGACCUGACUCCAAUUGAGCACAUCUGGGACAUCGUGUCUCGCUCCAUCCACCAACGCCACGUUGCACCACAGACUGUCCAGGAGUUGGCGGAUGCUUUAGUCCAGGUCUGGGAGGAGAUCCCUCAGGAGACCAUCCAUCACCUCAUCAGGAGCAUGCCCAGGCAUUGUAGGGAGGUCAUUCAGGCACGUGGAGGCCACACACACUACUGAGCCUCAUUUUGACUUGUUUUAAGGACAUUACAUCAAAGUUGGAUCAACCUGUAGUGUGGUUUUCCACUUUAAUUUUGAGUGUGACUCCAAAUCCAGACCUCCAUGGGUUGAUACAUUUGAUUUCCAUUGAUCAUUUUUGUGUGAUUUUGUUGUCAGCACAUUCAACUAUGUAAAGAAAAAAGUAUUUAAUAAGAAUAUUUCAUUCAUUCAGAUCUAGGAUGUGUUAUUUUAGUGUUCCCUUUAUUUUUUUGAGCAGUGUAUAUAAACACAUGGAAAUCACAUUAUUGACUGCACUGGGCCUUUAAUAGUUUAAUUCAGGAGCGCACAUUUCACUGGGAACAGCUUCAAUGUGCCCAUAUUCUGAAAUUACAUUUUUGUCCCCCCAGUUUUAUCAUUGGAAUGUGAUACAAAACGAGGCAACGGUGUGUUUUAGGACCAUGCGGAUGCCUCCGAGCGGUCGGAUAGACUUUUUGGAGUGUUUAUCUGACUGGGUAGAAAAUUUUAAAAAGUUAUGUCCCCCCCACUUCUAAAACCAAAGCUGCGCCCCUGGUUUAAAUAAUUUGUACUUUGAACGUAACCCUUCUAGCAUUUUGAAAAGAUCUAGUCUUAUAGCAUUGUUUGAUUAAAGUCACAAUUCUGUACAACAGAACAAA
This is a messenger RNA of Oncorhynchus nerka (sockeye salmon), 4283 nucleotides long. RefSeq names its product cytochrome P450 2J2-like. Bases 186 to 1673 code for a protein of 495 amino acids. NCBI's taxonomy places the organism in Eukaryota, Metazoa, Chordata, Actinopteri, Salmoniformes, Salmonidae. The record is from RefSeq and is a predicted model, not a curated record. Gene Ontology annotation, biological process: xenobiotic metabolic process. Gene Ontology annotation, molecular function: oxidoreductase activity, acting on paired donors, with incorporation or reduction of molecular oxygen, reduced flavin or flavoprotein as one donor, and incorporation of one atom of oxygen; iron ion binding; heme binding. The transcript has 9 exons. Gene Ontology annotation, cellular component: cytoplasm; intracellular membrane-bounded organelle.